Molecule: messenger RNA, 1236 nt
Organism: Caenorhabditis sp. 36 PRJEB53466
Lineage: Eukaryota; Metazoa; Nematoda; Chromadorea; Rhabditida; Rhabditidae
Source: the annotation of a GenBank genome assembly
AUGGUGACCACCAGAUCGCAGUCGCGUAUGAUGAGGGAAGAGGUGAGAGAAAACUGCUGAAAACUCGAAGAGAUUGUGCGGAUUUCAGGACACCGAUGUCAUUUUCAUCCAAUCCGUGCCGAAAACGAAUGAGCCCAGAAAGCGGACCAAAGCCGAAAGAAGACGUGAACUUGAAGAGUCGGGAGAUCCAGAGGAUAUCCAGAUUAUCAAGGUUGUCAAGCUGAACCCGCCCGUUCAAAACCAGAACGAUGUGCCAAUGGUCGAUUUGAACAACGGCGGACAGGCUGACGCGCCGGAGCCAGAGCAGCUGGAGCCAGUUAGAAAGGAGCCCGAGGAGAAGGAGCCUGAGCAGCUAGAGCCAGUUAACAAGGAGCCCGAGCAGAAGGAGCCUGAGCAGCAGGAGCCAAUUUUCGAGGAGCGCGAGUACAGUGAGGAGGAGCUCGAGAAAAUCCCGCCGGACGGUAAACUGCCACCGUGGUACGUGCGCGGACAACUCGAUGAGCCAGUUCUGAUUCCGCCAGACAUCCGCGCGCGUCAGAAGAAUUGGGACGACUUUGUCUGGGUAAGUAUCAUAUUGUAGUGAUCUAGUCGUGAAAAUUUCAAAACAUGAUUUCUGAUGUGAGCCAAAUGUUUUCCAAAUAGAGAACAAAAACCAGGACCGAGACGGGACGGUAAACUUGUUUACAUUGAAAACUUGCCGUUUUUUUUUACCUGAUUUACUUAAUGAUGUUCUUGAAGACCGACGGUGAUAAAGAGCUGUACGAAUCGGAAACGCCGCCGCCUCGUGGGCCUCGUCCAGUCUUCAAACCGGAGUACCCGGAACCGGAUUAUCGCGUCGUGAGCUUAUACUAUCAAAUUCAUCUUCUUGUCUCCCGAGUCCGGCCGCUACAGGAUUGCCAUGCGUCUACAAGACCAAGCCGUGUGGCCUUUUGGGACUGCGGCCAGACGCAAGAGGCAAUAGGAUUAAUUUUAUAGCACCUCAGUUUCGAAAGUUAAACACUAAAAUCGGUCUUUCAGCGUACGUUCGAAAUGGACAAAGCGGAGUUUCAGCGUGCUCAGCAUCUCGUCAAGGUCCACGAGCAAGAUGGUUGCUUCCCGUGCACGUGCAAAGAGAUUUGGGGAGUUCGCUUCAUUCCGCCACAGGAUCAGCGUCUUCGCCACGACGUCUUCAUUGACGCUCGCCUCUUCUUCCCACGUGAGGACGCGCGUGAAUUCGACGUGUUUCCGUAUUACUAA